Messenger RNA from Frieseomelitta varia, 789 nucleotides. RefSeq lists its product as uncharacterized. The transcript has 2 exons. The record is from RefSeq and is a predicted model, not a curated record. Lineage: Eukaryota; Metazoa; Arthropoda; Insecta; Hymenoptera; Apidae. The coding region runs from base 119 to 622 and encodes 167 amino acids.
GAAUUUUAAUUUCAUAUAUUGGUAAGUAAUAACUAGGCAUAUAUAGUGACAUGACAUAUAUAUAUACAUAACUGAUAUAGUGAAAUAAAUAUAAAUGAAGUAAACAUAGUAUUUUAUAAUGGAAAACUUUAUUCCAACACGAGUAUCAAAAAUAAAAAAGGAUGGUGUAAAAAGAUUUGUAUUAAUAAAUUAUGAAAAACCAAAAAAAAAGAUAGAAAUUGUUAAAAGUGAGGAAAAUAGUGAUGCACAAACUUCUAGAUUCAAUGUGACAAAAAACAAAUGGAAUAAAAAUGAUGAUGCAAAGAAACGAGAAUUAGAUAUGAAACGCGCCAGAUACGAGGUUAUGAAAUUUGGCAUGUCUGGUUUCAAAGGAGCAGAAGCAGAAGAAGCAGAAGUUGCACUUGCUAUAAGUUUAGGAGCAAAACCCUCAAAGAAGAAAGGUAUUAAUUAUAAAAUAUUGCAAAAUGAGAAAAAAAAUCAUAAGGAAACUUGUCAGAAAGACAUAACAUUAGCAUCAAGUCUUAAAAAAAGUCUAUUAAAUGACAAACAUAAAAAAACACGUAAAAGUUCCGACAGUUUGCUAAAGAUUUAUGGAAAAAUAAAUAAAAAAAAUACUGGGUAAAAGUUAAAAAUAAAAUUUUAACUAUUAACAUUUAAAAUAUUUUUAGUUAUUUUGUUCAAUAGUUACAACAUUAACUAAUUGUCUAACAAUAAUAUAUUUCAUGAAUUGUAUAUUAUAUAUAUAUAUAUAUGCGUAUGAAUAACAAGUAAUAAAAUAAUAUUUUUAUA